This is a messenger RNA of Cryptomeria japonica (Japanese cedar), 2982 nucleotides long. RefSeq names its product disease resistance protein Roq1-like. The record is from RefSeq and is a predicted model, not a curated record. Gene Ontology annotation, biological process: signal transduction; defense response. The coding region runs from base 1 to 2982 and encodes 993 amino acids. The transcript is spliced from 5 exons. NCBI's taxonomy places the organism in Eukaryota, Viridiplantae, Streptophyta, Pinopsida, Cupressales, Cupressaceae. Gene Ontology annotation, molecular function: ADP binding.
AUGGCUUCAACUUCCUCAUAUCCGCAGAAAAGAUCAAUUGUCAGUCCCAAAGUAUAUGAUUCAUUCAUUAGCAUACGGGGCACUGAUGUCGAAGACACCCUUGCUAAAGAGCUGCAUGACCACCUUAAGGACAGACUCUGCCAGGCAUUUGUAGACCGUGAAGAGACAGAAGGAGAAGAUUCUAUUCCAUCUGCAAUUCACAAUGCCAUAUGCACAUCUGUGGUCCAAAUAGCCAUUUUUUCAAGAAGAUAUGCAGAGUCCCCGUGGUGCUUAGACGAGCUCGUUCUUAUAUUGCAACAAACUGACGCCCUCUUUAUACCUGUCUUCUAUGAUGUCCAACCGUGGGAGCUACGCUACAUCGACAAUGACAAAUCACAGUAUGCUGCGGCAUUUUCUAAUUAUUGGAGUAAAGGGAGGAAUCUUGAUAAGCUUUAUAAAUGGAAAAGCUCCCUGGAAUCUGCUUCAAAUAUAUCUGAGAGAUUCUCGGUUUUGGGUUUCAGCAAUUUGUGUGAAAGGAUUGUGUCCCGUGUGCUGCAAGAAAAGGAAAAGAGGGCCCUGUUACCUGUUGCGAAAUAUCCGGUUGGACUUGAUGAACUCGUCGAAGAUUUUGAAAGGUCUUGUUCAAAGGCAGCAAGGGACAGGGUCACGAUAGUAGGGAUCUUUGGACUUGGGGGUUCUGGCAAGACCACCCUGGCAAAAGAAUUGUAUAACAAUAAGCGUUCAGGCUACGAUGCAUCAUGCUUUCUCUCUCAUGUGAGAAAAUCGCAUGCCAAUAGUGCUUUACCUUCCAUGCAAAGUAAGCUCUUCUAUGAUCUCUUUCAUGAAGAUCGAAAGUUUGGCGAUACUACUGAAGGAAUAGGACAGCUGGAGCAUCGUCUCAGAAAGGCAAAGCAUUUGCAUUUUCUUAUUGUCCUCGAUGAUAUAGAUCAUCGAGACCAGGUAGAUACCUUGUUACCUGAAGCUAUGCUGAGCUCUGAUAGCCUGGUAAUUAUUACAACCCGUGACCAAAGUGUGUUAACGGGUGCAGAUAUCCAUUAUAGGAUGAAGGGGAUGAAUUGGGAUCAUGCUAUAAAUCUUUUCACUAGCCAUGCUUUAGGCAGACCGAAUCUACCUCUAUCUCCUACAUAUGAGAAUUUGAAUGAAAGCUUCGUGAAAUUCUGUGGAGGUUUACCCCUCGCACUUAGAGUUUUGGGCGACCAUCUUUAUGGUAAGAAUGAAGAUGAUUGGGAGUUGGAAUUGGAAAAAGUUAUGGAUACCCAGCCCAUGGAUAUAAUGCAAAGCCUUAAAAUCAGCUUUGAUGGUCUGGACAGUCAGGAGAAACAGAUAUUUAUAGACAUUGCUUGUUUUUCCAAUAAGAAGACAGGAUAUCUAGUUAAAAAUGUGGCCAUAUCAAUCUGGAAUGCAUCCGGUUGGGACGCUGAGCAUGCAGUUCAAACCCUGCAAGAUAGGUGCCUAGUUGAACUGAGCAAGGAUGAUGAGUUUCAAAUGCAUGAUCACGUCCGCAAUCUAGGAAGACAAUUGGCAGACCCUCCUCGGUUGUGGAAUUCAGAGGUUCUUAGAUCUAUGGAAGCAAAGGGAUUUAAACAAAUCCUAGAACAAACAAAGUGCAGGUGUUUUCAUUCCUUCAAGGACUCAACCCUUGAAACUGAAAUUUCUUAUUUAAUAGGUAGUUCGGAUGACUCUUCUGAGACUGAACUCCUGUGGCUUGAACUUGGUAACAAAGAGGGCAUCUUAAAAAGCAUUCCUACAUGGAUUCCUCUACAAAAACUGCGCUAUUUAUCUGUUUCGAACAUCGAAGAAUUGUGGAGCACUUUUCAGCAGCAGAUGCAGACCAAUACCCAGGGCAGUUUCGAUAUGAGAAUACUGUUCAUCUCACGAUCUCCCUCGUUGCAAAGUCUUCCAGAUUCAAUAGGAAAGUUCAUUAAUUUGGAAGAAUUACACAUACUAGAUUCCUUGGAGAAAACUUAUAUAGAAUUCCUCCUAGAAUCACUUCAAAAACUUAGUAAUCUUAGAUUAUUAAGUAUGUCUGGGGGCGGCAUCUCUUUAAGUGGGAUUUUUAAUCUAUAUUCACCUCAUUUCGAGGGUUUUAGAAGCAGCCGCAUGAAUAGCCUUGAAACCGUACAACUUGGCCAUCUUGAUGAUAUAUCCAUCUUGGCAAUUAGUGGAAAGAUGUGUCCCAGACUUCGAUCACUGGAAGUUAAAUACAUGGAAAAUUUAAAAGAAAUGGAAAUAGAGCAGCUAGAGAGACUGAAAACUCUUGCAGUGCAUAAAUGUCCAAAAUUGGAAACAAUAUCAGGGUUAUCUUCUGCAGCAGAGCAUCAAGUCAUCUGUAAACGGAAGAAAUCGAUGAAAUCGUCGCAAAGCCUCGUACGUCUAUCCUGCCUGGAGCGUAUUGAUAUUGGUGAAUGUCACCAGCUGCAGAGUAUAGAAGGUCUCGACGAGUUGCAAGGAUUGAAAAGUCUGGUAAUACAAGUGCCCGAAUAUGGAGAUCCAAGUGUAUGGAAUUGCAUUUGUGGACUGAAGAGGUUGCCGACAGAGUAUACGUUUUUAAUAGGGAAGGCAGUGCCUAAAGCGAUAAGCAAUUUGAAUAUAAACUUAUUUUCGGAAGUGAUCGACGCCCAAACAGUCGCUGAGGUAAAGAGAGGAGAGCAUGUGGUGGAGAUGGGAAGCUCAUCGAGUGCAAUCACUAUAUAUACUUUUCUUAUAACUCCUUCAAUGAAUAUGAAGCUCACCCAUAAAAGUCACACCAGUGUGCAUCUCUUUCAAAAGAGAGGAGAAUGGAUGAUUGUAGGUUUACUGAUGCCGGGUGAUAGUAUUGUUAGCCUCAGUGGAGUCAAAAUAAAGAAAGGCUUAAUGGUCACCAUUAACAAAAUUGAAGAAGGGAAAACCUUAAUUUUAUUGCAAAGAAUUGUUGACAGAUUAUACAGAGAAAGUAUGCGACCAAAGUUGGCAGCAUAUGAGGUGUUAAAGCGAAAGAGAUAA